UUCUCUCUCUACCUUCUCUCCCUGUUCCCCUAUAUAUAUAAAAUACAAAUACCCGCUGCACACACAAAGCCACAAGCUCUUGUCUCUACACAUUGCUUUUUCUCUACCAUUCCUCUUUUCUACAUCAUAUACUCAGAAGAGGAAUUGUAGAGUCCAAUUCUCCCUUCAAGAUUCUUUUUUUAUAGUUCUAUAAAAAAAUCAAAAAGGGUGAUUAAAGAGAUGGAAGCAAUGAAGAUGAAUCUGUUUGUUGUUUUGAUGGUUGUGUUGAUGGCUUUCUCCACCAUGCAAAUGGCUGCAGCAGCUCAUGCACCAGCACCUAGCCCUACUUCUGAUGCUUCUGUUUUUAUUCCCACAUUCUUUGCUUCUUUGCUUGCUCUUGCUUUUGGGUUCUUCCUUUGAACCUCUUAUGUACUAUGACUUGAUUUUUUUUCCCUUAUUUCUCUCUCUACCCAUGUCCUCUCUAUUUUUUUCUCAUAUCUAUCUCCCAAUUUCAUGCAUGCUUUUCCCUAAUUCUUCAUCCACCCCAUCUGGGUCAUGUAUGGAUAUGGAGGAAGAAAAGAGAAGAAAUGGGUAGGGCUUGUUUAGAUUUAAUGUUGAUGAUGUUGGUGUGUUUGAUGUAUUUGGUGUCAUUUUGUACUAUUAUGACUUGGUUAUUUGUAUAAUUCCUAUGCAAAUUUUAUUAUUUUUUGUUCUAAGAAGAUGUGGGAUUUGUUAGGUUGUGGUGGUGGUGGUGAUGGAGGAGGAGGAGGAGGAGGAUUUGGGUGAUCCACUUGUAUUUGGGUUGAUGAGCUACUCUCACUUGUAUCUGUGAUUUAUUCUAGAAAUAAAUCUUUUUUUUUUCUUAAAUCAA
Molecule: messenger RNA, 850 nt
Organism: Manihot esculenta (cassava)
Lineage: Eukaryota; Viridiplantae; Streptophyta; Magnoliopsida; Malpighiales; Euphorbiaceae
Product: arabinogalactan protein 13
Exons: 1
Coding region: 220-399 (59 amino acids)
Source: RefSeq, a predicted model, not a curated record